Molecule: messenger RNA, 2691 nt
Organism: Aspergillus clavatus NRRL 1
Lineage: Eukaryota; Fungi; Ascomycota; Eurotiomycetes; Eurotiales; Aspergillaceae
Exons: 2
Coding region: 1-2691 (896 amino acids)
Source: RefSeq, a predicted model, not a curated record
AUGUUGUCAGCUCCAGUGAGAUCGGCGAGGCGGAUAUCCUCGCUCUUCUCUUUGGGAUCCCACAAAGAGAGCCCUCCGACGCCGUCAUCUCCAGUGUCCCCGAGCAUACCGAAGCAAUCUCCUGACCAAUACCCGCAAGAUGCCCAACAGCGUCCGGGAAGCAGCUCCCGCCCCGCGCGUUUAGUGUCAAACCCCAUGUCCGAAUAUUCCGACGCUCGGAGCAUCCGAUCCUCAGCACCCAUCGAUCAUCUUGACCUGGAUGAACCGUUACCCCCGCCUCCGUCCCUGCUGGCCGUGAACCAGGAUCUUGCGACCAGUGCCAAUAGCGCCCCGGAUGGUCGCCCACAGAGCAGAGGCCGGUCAGGAAGCAGACCCUCCAGUUCCGGCGGAUUAUUCGUCCCCGGCACUGCACCAGAUUCGCGCCCAGGCACGCCCUCGAAACGUCGCAGUUGGAUUCCCGGUCGAGCACGAGCCAGUUCAAUCGAUAAUCGUCCGCAAAGUACCAGUACGCAAACUACGCAGAUGCCCAGUGCCUGGAUCGCUGGCUUAGACCAGAAGAUUCUCUAUGAUAUCGGGCCGUUGAUCCCCGAACUGUGGAAUGAAAGUGGCGACACCUUUGUCUAUCUCUUCCCACAAAACACCGGGCGGUCGCCCUCCUUCAAAGUCCACUCCACCAUCUUCGCGGAAUCGCCAUCCCUCACCUUCCUCGCUCGCGGUACCGAUGCCAACAAACUCGACUCACAGACCCGUUCCAUAUCGCUGGGCAGUCCGACGACAGGGCCGGCGUCGCCACCCUUGACCCCACAGGAUCAAUACGCCGACCACGAUAAUGAGAGCACUGGCAGUAGGCGGAUGGCUUUUGUGGAGGAUGAGGGGCUGGAGGACGAGCAAGAACUGCAUCUCUACCUACCGAUUCCCCUGAAUAGCGACGUCUCUAGCUCCGAGAAUCGAACGUCGUCGGAGGAUACCGAGACUCUCGUCCUGUUCCGCAACCUUUUCGCCUUCUUGCUCGGUCAGUCGUUGGUGGCCACCCCCCGAUCUCCCACCCUUUUCUCCAUCUUCAUGGACGUUGCCAGCUUGCUAUCUCGAUUCGAAUUCAGCAACUUUGACGGCACCAACUUCGGCGAGACGGCAACCAGCAGUUUCAGCAACUAUUGCGAUGAACUGCACCUGGCGGAUGUCCGCAAGAGUCGGGAGAAGACCAUCGAGGCCAUCAUCCUGGGAGAGCGCCUGCGGUUCUUCCCCCUGUAUCUCGAAGGCUUUGUCCACGGAGUCGGCAAGCUGGACGAGUUGAAGCAACUCCGGAGUCCCAAAUACACCCUCAUCAGCCCCGUCACUCAGAAACGGAUGGAACGCGGCUUCAUCGAUCUUGAUACCCGACUCCGCAUCCUGCAUAGUAAACUGAACGAAUUCGAAUUUCCCUCGGUCUUCUCCGGCGUUGCCAAUUCCACCACCUCCGCCGAGAGUAAGGUGGUGAAGUUCAAACUGUGGAAGGUCGCCUUCAUGGAGUUCCGGCGGUUUACCAUGCAGUACUAUCGCACCAAGUACGGCUCCUGGCCCCCCAAGGCGCGGUCGAAGAAGAAUCACUUCGAGGAGAGUGGACUCAAUCGUCAGGUCCUGAAAGAUCUGUACGACGACUUUGCCAAUCUCUACGAUAUGCUGGUCGAUCGAACGGCUCUCACCACCCGCACCGUCGACAUGGCCGCGGACGGCGAAGUGUCAGCCGACCCGCAUGAGACCAUGACCCGGGCGCUGCGCCAGGUCCUAAGCGAGUACGACCGCGCCACACCGCCGGUCCAGCCACCCAUCCCCUUCGAUGUGCCGCAGUUCCCGUCGUUGGAGGCGCUACAGCUGAAGCCCGCGGAUCCCAAGAAGGAUGCCAAGCGCCGGGCCAAGAAGCUGAAAGACGCCGACAUCAACGCCGUGCUGAUGGGAUCAUAUACCCGGGAGAGCAUGCGACCCACUCCGUUCAUUGAAGCCUUCAUGCAAUUCGAGCGGCGCAGUGCGCAUGGCAAGAACCUCGAAGACCUGAUCGAUCACCGGUGUGGUCAGUGGAUCUUCCUCUACUGCGUCAUCCAGGCCCUUCCCCUGCUCGUCGUGGAUGUUCAAGAUGUCAAGUAUACCGAGGGUGUGGAGUACCUCCUCUGCAUCGCCCCUCGUGGCGGUGCCCCUUGGAUUCAUAACGAUGGCAAGACCGCGCGCAGCUGGUUCGGUGUCGCUGGUGGAGCCGGCGUCGUCAGCUUACCGUCCGAUGUCGUGGUCAACGGCGUCGAGGGCAUCUACCGACGCAGUCACUGCUGGCAGGUCGCCGAGCAGUGGGCGGAGAAGGACGAUAUCCUGGGCCCCCCAACCAUCGAUGACCCGUACGACGAUGAGUCCUCGCUUUCAUCCCCGUACCCCGGCCAGCCAUCAUCUGGGGGCUCGUCGACUGAGCAACAGUUGCAGCAACCGAUGUCGCUCAUGGGACCUGGCGGGCUCACCCCACCGCCUGUGAUUCCUCGCACGAGCUCACCUGCUGCCCGAGCACGUGCUGAGCAUCGUCAUUCCAUCUACCCGGGUCUGGAAGCGCUCCCGUUACCAGCAGGAGUUGCGCCAGUGGAUCCUCCUGCCAGACCGAUCAGUCGAUUUAACCCUAACAUGAGCUUCGAUGAUAUCUUGAAGCAGGUGCCGAAUCAGAAGGCGAAGAAGUGA